GGCGUCUGCGUGCUGCGUCCGCCUCCCUUUCUGCCUCCGCUGCCGCCAUGGCGCCCGUGAAAAAACUUGUAGCGAAGGGAGGCAAAAAAAAGAAGCAAGUUCUGAAGUUCACACUGGACUGCACUCACCCCGUGGAGGAUGGUAUCAUGGAUGCUGCCAACUUCGAGCAGUUUCUCCAGGAGAGAAUCAAGGUGAACGGGAAGGCCGGCAACCUUGGCGGCGGGGUGGUGAGCCUGGAGCGGAGCAAGAGCAAGAUCACCGUGACCUCCGAGGUGCCUUUCUCCAAGAGGUAUUUGAAGUAUCUUACCAAAAAAUAUUUGAAGAAGAAUAACCUGCGUGAUUGGCUGCGUGUCGUUGCCAACACCAAGGAGAGCUACGAGCUGCGAUACUUCCAGAUCAACCAGGACGAAGAGGAGGAGGAGGAUGAGGAUUAAACUCAUUUCUCUGCAAUAUUUUGUAUAAGUUCUUGAAUAAAACUUGGGAACCAAA
Messenger RNA from Ochotona curzoniae (black-lipped pika), 489 nucleotides. It is a transcript of the gene RPL22, whose product is annotated as ribosomal protein L22. The coding region runs from base 48 to 434 and encodes 128 amino acids. Gene Ontology annotation, molecular function: RNA binding; structural constituent of ribosome. Gene Ontology annotation, cellular component: ribosome. Gene Ontology annotation, biological process: cytoplasmic translation. Lineage: Eukaryota; Metazoa; Chordata; Mammalia; Lagomorpha; Ochotonidae. The record is from RefSeq and is a predicted model, not a curated record. The transcript is spliced from 4 exons.